AUGGAGUCGAAUAAAUCUACCCCAUAUUCAAUCAGUGCUUCACAGUUCCUGCGAUUGCCAACAGAAUUACGACUCAAAAUAUACGAAUAUGCACUCUCAGUCCCAAAUGAAUAUCUAGACAGGCCAUUGAUCGUAGUGCACGAUCGCGGCAAUGUCUUCACAGCACGAGGUCGAUACAGAGCUCUAUCAAUGUGUCCAAGCUGGGUUGGUGAAGAUGGCACCGCACGAAAACUAUUCGCUGUCAACCAUCAAGUACACGACGAAGCAGAAGACUACCUCUAUUCCCAACACACACUAUUUUUCCGAAACUCCUUCGAUCUAGAUCGACUAGGUGAUUUUCUCGAUACACUAAGUCCUACAGCACGACGGCGUAUUCGUAGUGUUGGGUUUGAGGUAUUCUUCUUCGUUCACAAUCAGUCUGGCGUGCCGAAACGCACUCUGAAGCAGUAUGAACAUGCUCGCGAAUUACUUGCCCUCAAACUCCCGCAGUUGAAAAACGUGCUCUUCUACAUCGACCCUCGCUUUUACUUCUCUGCCACUUCAGUUGGAAGUCGGGAACUUGCCGCGAGGGGCGUUCUCGAUCUUGCGAAGCGGUUUGGGUCAUUGUGCAAUGUAACUUUCUAUCCGUUGCCGGACCGCCAUCAUUAUCUAGUUGAGAAGGCUCAGCAGAUUCUUUGGCAAAGUCCUUUGUCAAAGAGAUACGCUCAUGUCUAUGGUGGAAUAUCGAUGGACUCGAAGCUGGAUCUGGAGCAGGGUUAUGCAGUGGAGAAAGCGCAGAUAUCGAGCUUACGACCGAUCGAAUCUUUGAAUUGGUUGUGUACCUAG
Penicillium taxi is the source of this 825-nucleotide messenger RNA. RefSeq lists its product as uncharacterized. The transcript has a single exon. Bases 1 to 825 code for a protein of 274 amino acids. The record is from RefSeq and is a predicted model, not a curated record. NCBI's taxonomy places the organism in Eukaryota, Fungi, Ascomycota, Eurotiomycetes, Eurotiales, Aspergillaceae.